CAAACCGUGAUCUAGUCCUGUGCUAAACUCCGAACGAAACAGACACCAGUUGUACCGGUUUGAAUUCCUAACAGACGGACACGUGUCACGGAAUAUCUGCCACUGCCCGGAGAUGACCGCCCCGAAGAAGGACUCCAAACACGUCAAGUGCGAAAUACGGUUCGAUAACAGCUCAUCUGGGAUUUACCGACCGGGCUACACCGUCAACGGGACGGUUGUGAUCACGCUGGAUAAAAAGAAGAAAUUUCGAGGUAUCUGCCUACGCAUCAAUGGAUUCGCCAGCAGUUUUUGGGACGCCAAGGUUAAAGCCGAGUCCGGUAACAAAGUUCGCAAAACUGCAUUCAAAGGCCGAGAAGACUACUUCAGCACCAUCAACUACUUCGUCGGAUCGGACGUAGGAAACCCAUUAGAAGUACUUCCCGGUACAUACACGUACCCGUUCACCUGCCAAAUCCCACCGCAAGCGCCCGCCUCCAUGGAAAGCAGCUACGGCCACAUCAGGUACCUGGUAAAGCUGUCAUUCGAGCGACCAUGGAAGAACGACAUCAUCUAUCAAAAAGACAUCAUCGUCCGUGGUAGUCAGGAUUUGAAUCAUAAUGCAGAUCAGCUAUCCAAACCUACCAAAGCGGAAGCGAUGACGUCGUUCUAUUUCGGGCUGACAGAGCCGCUGAUCGUUACGGCCACCACUCCUCGGUCCGGUUACGUCCCAGGGGACGUCAUAGAAUUGACGAUGCACGUCAACAACCAGAGCAGCGUGGAUGUAAAAUGCAUAACCGUCAAGCUCCAGCGAGUCGACACCUUCAUCAGCCAAUUACCGCGGGUUGAGCAACGUCAAGAAUUCACUGUUUUGGAGGAACGAAUCACCGGAAAGAUAGCCAAGAGGCAGGAUGCUAAACUCGAGGAAAACAUCCUUAUCGGUCCGGGAAUUCCAUCUGACGACAGCCACUGUCGAGUAAUCCAGGUCAAGUACGAACUCGACAUCACGGUUCAACCAAUUCGAUCGCGCAAAAGGCUCACACUAAAGUUACCAAUUGUUCUUGGUACAACCGCCAUCACCAACAACGGCCAUCUACCCAACCGAGCCCUGGAGAAGCAACAGGAAGCGCUGCUAGGAUAUGCUCCAUCGGCACCGAUGGCAUCCGAAGUGGAUGAUGUCCAGGAUGGUGCACCGCCGUCGUACCUAGAUCUUCAGGCAGUGCUGGCAAGCACUUCCUGUUCGUACUCGGUUGCGUCGGACAUCACUGCGGAUGAUGCUAAUGCGGAAGCUGCCGGAACGAACCGGACGGGACCGUACGAACCGAGAGAGUUCUAGUCAGGGAUAAUUGUAGCACGUCGUCAGCAUGUACCUGCCGGUCAUCGAUAGUUUUUAAGCUCAAUAUGAUUAAUGGAGGUAGAUGUAUGUAAAUAUUACUGUAAUGCUCGAAAAUGUUAUAUAACUCAUAGAAACUAGACCAUUUUAAACGUAAUAAAGAGUAAGCUAAGUUUAUACUGUGGACAA
Messenger RNA from Aedes aegypti (yellow fever mosquito), 1498 nucleotides. RefSeq names its product arrestin domain-containing protein 17. The record is from RefSeq and is a predicted model, not a curated record. Gene Ontology annotation, cellular component: cytoplasm. Bases 113 to 1312 code for a protein of 399 amino acids. The transcript has 2 exons. Lineage: Eukaryota; Metazoa; Arthropoda; Insecta; Diptera; Culicidae. Gene Ontology annotation, biological process: protein transport.